Jaminaea rosea is the source of this 3943-nucleotide messenger RNA. Its product is annotated as DUF1212-domain-containing protein. The transcript is spliced from 2 exons. NCBI's taxonomy places the organism in Eukaryota, Fungi, Basidiomycota, Exobasidiomycetes, Microstromatales. Gene Ontology annotation, molecular function: transmembrane transporter activity. The record is from RefSeq and is a predicted model, not a curated record. Bases 243 to 3758 code for a protein of 1171 amino acids. Gene Ontology annotation, biological process: transmembrane transport.
GAUUUCACGACUGGCAGCUUAAUUCGCCGCCGCCGUCAGUCAACCCCUAGCUGUGCUACUGCGAACCAUCCUUCAAUCACAGUCCUUCCUCUCCACACUACACUACCAUCCGCCGCUCCUCUAACCGCCUCGUGUAACCUCACUUUCCUUCCACAGCACCCUCAUCACCAUCCUUUCUGUCCCACCUCUCACAACCGCCACCCUGACCUCCCAAGACUGGUCUUGACCACCGCUGCCAAAAUAUGGCGGACGAAACGCAGCACGACGCGACGGUCAGACAGGCCGCGAUGCUGGCCGACGAGACGGGAGAGACCUCUGAUACCGCCUUCGACGAUGCGACAGCAGCAGCAACAGCAACCGCCGGCGGCGGAGAACAACAACAGCAACAGUCAGCUUCGUCGCUCGCUGCUAGGAGACCAGCAGGCCACGUCCACUGGGGCGGCGCGCAGCCGCUUAGUGGAGGACGUAUCCAAGUCGGCGAGAAUGGACCCACCGUAGUCGUACGCGGCGCCAGCAAUCCCAGCGGAGUGCUGCGAGCCAAUCAUCCCGGUCCUCUUCAUCUAUCGUCACGAUUGGGAGGAGGAGGAGGCGGCGGCGGCGGCGGCGGCAACAAGCAUGACGAUCACGGAGAGGAAAUGACCGUUGCCCCGCAACCGGAGAAAGCUCCUCAGCCUGCUCAGCCAACGCAAUUGGCACUUACUGGUGCUCAUGGGCUCGAUGAGGAGGGACUUGACAAUCGUGCCUUUCUCGAGCUUCAACGCGAGCUGCAACGCCACGAGUCGCAGGGCGGUGACGCUGCUGCUGCCGCUGUUCAACCCGUCAGACAACGACCUCGUCGCUACCAAGGCGGUGAGACGCCAGACUGGGCCGUGUCUGGUCCCUCCACGCCAGGUGGCACAUCCGACUCUGGUAGCUACGAUGCUGCAGCGGACUCAGAUCUUGACCACAUCGACUUCAUGGCCGGUGAGGUGGAUGGUAUGCCAGCCAAGCCAAGACGCAAAAAGGGCGUCGACGAAGAAGAAGAAGGCGUGUCCGGAUGGGCAAAGCUACGCACGCUCAUGGGCCGCGUCAAGUCGCCGAAUCAGGAUCCCGAGGCGGCAGAAUCGUCCGAAAAGACUCGUCCGCACGAGGAAGGCGGACCCACCAACCUCAAGAGCGUACCCGUCACAACGUCCAGCGGUCUUCGUCAAGGCCCACGCACCAAGCCUUCCAAGUAUGAGCGCGAGGCUGCCAAACUCAUCCGAGCCCACAAACUCAUGCGAGGCCAGGCUGCAGACUCAGACGAUGAAGGUCCUGAGGUCAUAGCCGGCCUCGGUCGCAUGCCCAGCAAGAACCGUCGCCACCUUGAUUCCGGGGCUUCGACGCCAGACGCGAUGGAUACGGCAGCCAACCUUGAUGCGCGCCCAGUCCAUGCAGGUGGCGUGCUGGGCAACAUUCUCAAGCUAUACGAGCAGCAGCAGCGCGAGGAACGCGAUCGUACCGCCGUAUCCAGCGGCGUCAGCUCCAUGGGCGCAACUACCCCCGAGAGUGGCGGUGGCGAGCGUCUCAACGAGAUGGUGGCCAACGGUCUGCAAGACGAAAACCGCGCAGCAAUGGCAGCCGGCUCCGCGCCCGUGGCUGACCCUCAACGACGUCCCGUUGUUGGUGGCGGCACCACCUCCCCAUCUGACCGUCGCAAGAGCUGGAAUCCUUCUCUCGCCACUGGAGGCGCUCUCGCUGGCGGAACCAAGUUUGCGGGCCAAGCUGCAGCCAAGUCGCUCCGCUUUGCCGCAAAUGAGGUCGGUAUCGAAGACAUGACCGACGAGCGUCCCAAAGCCUCCCGAUCCGCAGGCGGUGUCGUGGGUGGCCUCAUCGCCACGACGGGUAAUCUCAUCGGCGCCGUUAGCCCUUACCAUGCUCAGCUCGGCCCAAACCCAAAGCGACCUGGCUACACUCUGGAUCGCUACCUCCUGCCCGAGAUGAACGCAAAGACCCUCAAGCGUACCGCCGAAGCGGUCGCGAGCGCCGCACCUCGCCCCUCUCGCCGCAGCCAAUCCCAACCGGGCACACCAGGUCCACGCUCGCCCAGCUCACCAGGUGUAGUCAUGGGUCGACCCGAUGGAAAUGCCUCGUCUGAGACGCAGGCUGUGACCCCCUCGACGGAGAAGUUCGGCGGCAACGGCCAUGCCAAUGGCUACUCUGCUCCCACUCACACACGCAAGCAUUCAGGCAACAUUCUCAACAUCCCUGGCCACGGCUUCCAUGCUCUCAAGACGUGGAAGACGGGCGCUUCUGCCGUGAACACACCCGAUGUUGGCAGUGCCAACGGCCACGGUGGCGACUACUUCGGUAGCGCGGAAGAGGAUGCUGCGUUGGCCAAGGCGGAGUGGCAGCGUAAGAUCAAGAAGCGCAACAAGGACAAGAGGAAGAAGGAGGAAAUCUUCAUCACAAUGCACGUCGCGGCCAUUCUGCAACGUCAAGAAUUCCUCCUCAAGCUCUCCCGUGCUCUCAUGAUGUUUGGCGCCCCCACGCAUCGCAUCGAGACGCAGAUCCAGCAAACGGCCCGCGUCCUCGAGAUCAACUGUCGUUGCAUUUACCUGCCCAACCUCAUGCUCUUCGCAUUCGGAGACGAUGCGACGCACACGUCGGAGACCAAGUUCAUCAAGCAGGGCGGUGGGCUGGACUUCACCAAGCUGACUGAUAUGCACACCAUCUACUGGAAUGUCAUUCACGACAAGAUCGGCGUAGGCGAGGCGUCUGCCCAGCUUGACGAGCUGAUGCGCCGUAAGCCACUCAUUGGGCGAUGGCCCAUGGUGGUCAUUGGCGGCUUCUGCUCUUCCUUCAUCUGCGUCGGCCCCAUGGGUUUCAACGGCUCCUUCAUCGAUGCGGUUAUGGCCUUCCCUCUCGGAGCCUUCCUCGUCUUUUCCCAGUCGGUCAUCACGACGGAGCUGUUCAGCAACGUCUUUGAGAUCGUCUUCGCAUCGCUCAACUCCUUCAUCGCCUCGGCUGUCGCCUCCACGGGCAUCUUCUGCUAUGCAGGUGUAGUAUCAGGCGCAAUUGUCCUCAUCCUGCCUGGCUUCAUCGUCCUCUCUGGCUCUUUGGAGCUGCAGUCCAAGAACCUAAUCGCGGGCUCGGUCAGGUUGGUGUACGCAAUCAUCUACUCCCUCUUCCUCGGCUUCGGCCUUUCCAUCGGUUCUUCAUUCUGGGCCCUCUUCUCCGGCGCCAACAAUCGCGGCUCCGUCUCGACCUGCGACUCGGUACACAAUCCGGACGUGUGGUGGCAGCGCAACGUGCCCCUCAUCUGGGCCCUUCUCACCGUGCCAAUGUACUCGACCUGUCUCUCCUUGCGCAACCAGGCCAAGGUGAACAGAAAGGAGUUCCCUGCCAUGGUGCUUAUCGCCUGCGCAGGCUGGGCCUGCAAUCACUUCGCCUCUACCGCUCCAGCUCUCUCUGGUAGGCAGGACAUCACGUCUGCCCUUGGAUCGCUGGCCGUGGGCAUCCUCUCCAACAUCUAUGGCCGCAUCUUCGACGGGCGAUCCUACGUCGUGGCCGUCACGGGUGUGCUGUACCAGCUUCCCUCUGGUCUUUCCAACGGUGGACUGCUCAACUUUGCCAGCACGACGAAUAGCUCGACGAGCAACUUCAACUCCGGGUUCACCGUCGCUCAGUCCUUGGUCGAGGUCGCACUGGGCUUGACUGUGGGGCUGUUCGCAUCCACAAUCUUGGCCUACAUUCUUGGAGGCAGGAAGCAGAGGAUGGGUGGCCUCUUCUCGUUCUGAGCCAGCCUGCCCUCACAGCGUUGCACCUUGCGACCCUCAUCACAUACGAACAUUCACGCCUCCGAUGACCCUCAAUCAAGACGGCUUCCUCGCCUCCCCUUUGCUCUCUUUGUUUAUAGAUGGCCCUGGCGGCCAGAGCUUCUUUCCUCACUCUCUCUCUCAUAUCGUAGCAUACGAGACGCCCC